GUUCAUCCGGCAAUGACGUCACGCUACAGGAAGUACACAGCUCACAAGAGGGGUCUUGUUCAUUGAGUGAUUGAAACAAUUUGGAUGUUACUGUUGUUCUGUUUUAAGUAUACUAAGCAUGCUGUAAGGUCUGAUGCAUGAUUGACAAGCAUUCCUCAGUAUGGCAGAGGUGCUGGGACAGAGGUGUUUAUUGGGCCUUGGCGUACUGUUGGCUUGGCUUGUUCUUUUCCAUCUGCUUGUUAACAUCUGGCUGCUGUGCGUGUUCACCAGCCUGCUUGUGGUACUUGGGGGCUGGCUGGGCUCACAAGCCAUCCUGGAAUCCAACAGCGUGAUUCACUUGGAGAGGUUUUUCACUCUGGAACAGAUUCUUUCCACUGAGGAGGAUGAGCAUCUCUUGGACCAAGAAAUCCACCAUUCAGUGAGGAAGAUUAUCAGGGACUUUGUUUCUUCUUGGUACAAGACUGUUUCCUCUGAGAGUGGCUUUGAAAAGGAGGUUCAAGAGGCUAUGAUUUCUAUGGGCAUGGAGCUGAAGAUCCGUGCAAAGCAAUUAGACAGAAAGAGACUGAGCCAGAGGAUCUUGGGAAUGUUUGGCUGCCAUCUGCAGGAUUACCUUCGAGCCAAGGAGCUAGUUGCCCAGCGGCAGGGGUCUCCAACUACAAAAGUGAAUAGUGAGAGGGAAAAGUUGUGGCAGGCCUAUUCCAGGGUUACCACACCUCAUUGUGUUAUGACCAGCGAGACAGUGGAAGUCAAUUACACAAGAACUCUGGUGGACUUAUUGCUGCAUGUUUUAGUACCCCCGCCUCACUUGGAAACAGGCACAGGACGAUUUGUUGUUGGAGAACUCAUCACCUGCAAUGUCCUGCUCCCUCUUUUUGAUAAAAUGUCUGACCCCGACUGGUUGAAUCUUUUCAUGAUAGACAUAUUUGGCAGUUCUAAUAAAUCAAGGGAGAUGAUUAAAGAAGAGACACAGGAUUUGUCAGUACCGCUUCCCUGUGCCGAAUUAGAGCUCACUUUACCACAAGAGACUACUAACGCCCAGCAAAGUAAUGCUGAUGUCCCUCCUCCAAAAGCUCAAACAGAAAGGGAACAUUCUGUAGACAUGAUCUUGCCUGAACUCUCUAUGCACGAUGGGACGGAUUCAGAGGAGGUCUAUUGUCAACAGAACAAUAUUGAAGAUACAAGUCAGACCUUAAGAAAUUCUUUGAGAGGAAUCAACUCGAAUUCCUUUUAUGAAGAAAAUGAUUCCGACUUGGAAUCUCCAUUAGGCAACUACAAACUGAGUUCCAUCGACUCCUUGGUCAUGACAGAAGAGGAUGCUUUCUGUGACCAAACUAAGGAAUGUGGAAUUGAAAGCAACAAUGGUCAAGACUCGGAGGGUCUUUGUUCCAAUCAAUUAGAUGUUUUCUGCCCAAUAGUCUUGUUGAAUUCAGACACAUCAGAGCACUCAAAUUGCUCAUUGGAAAGAAUGAAAAAUCGCUCAGUCAGCAGCCUUCAGAACUUGGAAAGUGAAGGUAGCUUCUCUUCAGAAAGCCAAGCAAAGGAGCUUCCUCUGGGUGUUGAACCAAUGAGGAACACCAAUGAACCAACUGUCAUAAGCCCAUUACAUGGUUCGUCCCCCUUGCCUUCAUUCAGUUUUGAGCCUCUAAGCAGCCCCGAUGGACCGAUAAUUAUCCAAAACCUUCGUAUUACUGGCACAAUCACAGCUAAGGAACACCGUGGGACUGGCUCACACCCGUACACACUUUACACCAUCAAGUAUGAGACAGCGAUGUGUUGUGAUAACCCAGAGCGUAUCCAGUCAUUCUCAGAGGAUGGAGACACAUUGCACUCAAGUUUUGAAAGUCCAUCUUCCAUUCACCCAGUGGCCUACCAUAUGGUCAACAGACGAUACAGUGAAUUUCUUAACCUACAAGCACGCGUGGAAGAGAGAACAGAACUAAAGAAACUCAUCAAAGGUGUAAAAGGUCCAAAGAAAAUAUUUCCGGACAUGCCCUUUGGAAACAUGGACAGUGACAAAAUAGAGGCCAGAAAAGGAAUGCUGGAAACCUUUCUAAAGCAUCUUUGUACUAUUCCUGAAAUAGCCAACAGUGAACAGAUGCAGGAGUUUCUGGCACUUAAUACCGAUGCCCGGAUUGCCUUCGUCAAGAAACCUUUUAUAGUUUCCCGCAUUGACAAGAUUGUGGUGAAUGCAAUCGUGGACACUCUCAAGACAGCGUUUCCUCGUUCAGAGCCUCAGAGCCCAACUGACGAAAAUGAAGGCGAGCUGGAUGUGGGGAAACUUAAUACUGAUAAAAAGAGCAGGUCACGGCUGAAAUUUUCCAGCAAAAGCAUCCCAUUCAUGAAUGGCUCUGAUAUAAGAGCACCUGUCCUGUUUAGCCUGGAACAAACUCAUACAGUGUUUAAUGGGAUGUCUUUGGAGGACCUGCAAAACUUUAUCUGUAGAGAAGAGAAUCUGUCUGCCACAUCUUUGCCAAAUUGCAGGGACAGUCCAAUUGUCACACAAUACAGACAGAACGACUGUACCAUCAGAAAGCAAAGACAAGGACAUGGUGCAGCUGAGAUGGCAUUGGCUGACGUCACUUUGAACAUCCUGUGUCUGAUCAUGAGAGAGCAGUGGAGUUGGCUGUGCACUGAGAACAUUCAAAGGACCAUCAGGUUGCUGUUUGGGACCCUUAUUAACAGAUGGCUGGAUGUGAGUGUAGCCAAUCUGACAUGUACCAGAUAUUGGGUCCAUUACCUUCAGGUCAUCCAGGAGUCUGUAUGGCCAGGAGGAGUUUUGCCUACCUCACCUCAAAUAGAACGAAGUCAGCAGCAGAAGGACAACACCAAGAAUCAAGCCUUGUAUUGUCUUAUGAAUCUUCUGCCAGACAUAGUCAUAGAUUUGCUCAACUCCACGAAGUACAAACUCAGUUGGGAGUCUGUCUUUGAUUCCUUCCAAAACCCCUACAUUAACAGACAUCUGGUUUACAGCAUCUGUGACCUUUUAGUGGAAUUCCUGGUUCCUGAAUUACCAGAGCAAAGCUUUCAAAGUAGUUUGCUGCAGAGCCUUUCCAAAAACCCGGAAAAACUCGUGGCAUGAGAAGACAACCCAAAUGGGCUGUUACACAUCUUGCCCCCACUCAUGGUUCCCCAAACCUUUCCAGUUCAAGAUGCACACUAGAAAUUCAAUUCCUGCUCAGAACCCGAACCCACUCAAAUAUAACCAUGUGCUGCCGUAACGUCAACAUAUUGUUCUUAAACCGAUAAUAAAUGAUUCAGCGAGCUUGAGCUAUAUUAUAAGCAUUUUGCCAAAUCUGUGUGUGUUUACUUGACAAUCAACGAUGUAGUUUACACUAUUUCACACUGACAGUUGCUCAGUAAUAAUAAUAAUAAAUAACAUCAUAACCGAAUCCAGUUUGUUGGGUUCCUGCUCCAUAGGUUUGGUAAAUCAUACCCUCAUACAAAGUCAGUGUUACACAAAAAUAGCAACAAUGUUCUUCCUAGAGAACAAUAAAAAAUUCUUUCUUUUCUUUUCCUUUUUUUGCCUUAUAACUGCUGCGCAGAAUCCUGAUUUAAGUGAAUCAAAGUGCCCAUACCCAGCUAGUGACUACUGAUCCCGUGUUUGAUUAUAAUAAUGUUAUAUGGUGUCACUUUACAUAUUAUUAUUACUACAUUAUUUACAUAUUAACAUAAAGAAAAACUGCAAUUUAUGACCAAUGUUUCUAAUUUCAUCUAAUCUCGCAGGAAGUAAGAACAUGGAAUACCCUGAUUAUAAUAGCACUGCGAGUGAUCAUGUCGUUAAAGAAUCAACUGAAGAGUUGAAUGUUUAUGUACAUGUGCAGGUGUGCACAACACUUUUGUCAUAGCUUUGCUGCAGGUGAUGCGAUGUUUUGAAUGCCGAAAUGCACGCUUUUGUGUGCCAUAGUAUAUCCACUUUAAUGUAUUCAUUCCACUUUGUCAUGAUCAUAGUGCAACAUUAAAUGGAAUGUCACA
Molecule: messenger RNA, 3972 nt
Organism: Syngnathus typhle (broad-nosed pipefish)
Lineage: Eukaryota; Metazoa; Chordata; Actinopteri; Syngnathiformes; Syngnathidae
Gene: snx19b
Product: sorting nexin 19b
Exons: 14
Coding region: 161-3079 (972 amino acids)
Cellular component (GO): intracellular membrane-bounded organelle; early endosome membrane
Molecular function (GO): phosphatidylinositol binding
Source: RefSeq, a predicted model, not a curated record